Culex pipiens pallens (northern house mosquito) is the source of this 1735-nucleotide messenger RNA. RefSeq lists its product as uncharacterized. The coding region runs from base 1 to 666 and encodes 221 amino acids. Lineage: Eukaryota; Metazoa; Arthropoda; Insecta; Diptera; Culicidae. The record is from RefSeq and is a predicted model, not a curated record. The transcript has 3 exons.
AUGCUUCAUCACGAGGGAGGUGGUGGUGGGACGCAAAAGGCAUCGAAAGCCAUCAUCAACCAGCAGAAAACCCAUCAGGCACUUCGACGGGUCGGUCCUGCUUUGACGUUCCGUCGAGGCCGUCGUGUUGCCUUCCCCGGGGGUAGUCAAUGGGCGAACAGCGCCGAGAGGCACGAUAAGAACAACGAAAGGCCCUUUUCCUCAUGGUUGUCGUGUUUCUCGCCUGAAGAAACCUUCAGGCGAAGGUUUUUUUGUUGGCCUCUCGUCCACAGCUCCGGAAAUUGCGUCGGCGUCGGCACCCACUCGCACGUGUGGGAUUGUGGGUCACCACGUUACACCCGCGCCCUGCCGGUCGACACGCACUGGACUCGCGCUGAGCAUCUUGCCGUCCGCCCGCGAUCGAGCACACGCCGAAAGCUGUCGAGCUUGACGGCGGUCUACGGGAGAAGAUCGCAGUUUACCUGCCCCGCCCACGUGGUGGAGCCACGCGGUGAACCAGCCAAGCACGACCUAACCGCAACAUACCUCGCCGGCCGACGACGGCCGCUGCAAGCACACGUCGCUGAAUCGUACCAGCCUGCCAUCGCAGAACAUCCUCGUGGUAAGUCGCACGCACUCCAGGAAUACGACACGUUUGCCCCCGCCGUUCACCGGCCAGAAAAGUGAUUGUGUAAAGUGAACACGUGUUAAAAGCCCUAUAUCGCAACACCUCGCACAUCCAACGAGAACGUGGUAUCAGUCCGUAGGAGGUCCUCGUUCAAAAGCCUCUGAGCAAGUGGACGCUGACCGUAGGGGAAAUCCGGUCCUGUGACCGGUCGCCUGGCCUACAGCGUGCCAAGUGGACACUCUCUGGGUGCACUUGUCACAGUACGCCAGUGGGUUAUCCGUAGGGGUCCGAUAAAGCCCUGAGACAUUGGAGCCCACCGACGGCAGUUCUAACAUUGGCCACGUGGGGAAUCUCGUUGUGAUCUUCUCGACGCACCUGAACCGAGAAGAUAAGUUGCUUUCGACCUGCGGCGACGCCGCUGGGAAUCGGCAUCUAACGAACACCUGCCACGUGAUCCUGGUCCAGACCGCGCGCCCAGCGCGGCCGAACAUUGAUCGCCGAACGCGGCGAGCAAAUCAUCACCACAGCCACCUGCGGCUUGCCGAACACCGUUCGGGAAACGCAGCUAGCAGAUCAGCCCGCAGCCACCUGCGGCUUGCGUCGUGAAUCCCGGUGAGCAGAGCAUCCCGCAGCCAUCUGCGGCUACCCGAACGCGCGCUGCACCAGCUGUUCGCGCGACACGACCAGGGAGAACCGACACCAUGAACUCGUGAAACAAGGUCAGAUAGAAAAUGCAUGCAAGUUCCCCCCAAAUACUGUAACUUGAACCAAAUAAACCCCAUGGUACUUCUGUUCAUCCCCAAGCUUGCGUUUUAACUUAUUGCGCGCUAGAGAACUAUUUGGUUUCGAUUAUUCUUUCCGUUCUUGUUGAUUUUGGGCAUUUUGCCGCCUUGUUAUUGAUUGACUCCUUUACCUGCCCUGAGCAUUGACUAGUCGGGAAGUAGCAGACCUCUCGCAGUACGGUCCCGAGACCGUACUGGCGCGUAAGCGGGAGCGUUUUCAAGGAAGGUUGAGUCUGGCCUGGGUUUUGGAUUUUGCAGAUGUUGAGUGUGGGAAUAGGGUUUUCCAAAUUCUUUUUAGUUGGUUCUUCCUUGCCUCGACUUAGCUGAAGCGCACCCACGCCCCCCC